AUGGGCGGCGCCGGCGGCGAAAAGAGUAUUCUGCAAAAACACCUCCACCUGCUCCACCACCACCACCACCAUCACCAUAAUUGUGGAAAGAAGCAACAAGUGAGAGAUGUGCCAAAAGGGUGUUUGGCUGUCAUAGUUGGGCAAGGGGAAGAGCAGCAGAGAUUUGUAAUUCCUGUAAUUUACUUCAAUCACCCACUGUUCAUGCAGUUGCUCAAAGAAGCUGAAGAAGAAUAUGGAUUUGAUCAAAAAGGCACAAUUACUAUUCCUUGCCAUGUCGAGGAAUUUCGAUCUGUUCAAGGUUUGAUUGACAAAGAGCACAACUUCAGCCACCACCACCACCACCAUCAUAUGGGCUGCUUUAGGGUUUGA
This is a messenger RNA of Fraxinus pennsylvanica, 369 nucleotides long. The record is from the annotation of a GenBank genome assembly. Lineage: Eukaryota; Viridiplantae; Streptophyta; Magnoliopsida; Lamiales; Oleaceae.